UGCAUGGCACGGAGUGAAAGUCUUUGCCACCCCAACAACAUGCCAGCUUCCCUCCCAUCCUACCAACCACAGUCCUUCACCAGCCCUGCUCUCAAUCUCGGCCUCCUGGUCAGCACUGCCUUUUUAGAGCUUUUUUGAGCCUCAACUUUGCAGUCAGAAAAUGGAAAUCCAGAAAGCCGCGAAAAGAUGUUUGUCGAAUGCAAUGAAUGGGGAGUAGUUCUUUGAGCACCCUCUUAUUCGCCUCCUCUUUCCUCUGGGCUGCCUACCCUUCUCUCCCCCCACCCCCCAACCUGGAUGCCUGUCUCGUAGAAAAGGCGCGAUUGCUUCUCUUCCUCUUCUGUCGAAGCUCGGGCUCUGGAGUCUAAUACCCAUUUUAGCCUCGCUCCCUGCCACACACCCCAAGUAUCUUCUCAGUGCUCUUCAGCCACUAGUUCCUCUGGACAGUUCUUGUCAUAACCCCAUUUCACAGACAAAGGCUUAGGAGGGAAAAAGAACCAGACUGUUUCCUGUGUUAGCCAUUUUAAUGCUGUCCAGCCCCAGACGCCCAGUUCCCAUCCCUGAUGUUUCUUGUGCCUGUGUCUUGAACCUUCAAAAUGGUGUGUGUGGGGGGGUGUCUCUUGGAUAGCUUUGUGCAGUUUCUUUAUAAAUCUGCAUUGUUGCUUCUGGUUUAUGGCCAUGAAGAAAAUAUCAGCCCCCACCCAAAAUGCACCGCAGCCAAGUCGGUUAAAGGCAGUGAGUGUUGGAGUCAGUAGGGGGCGCAUUCUCUGCAUUGGGUAAGGCUGCAGAGGGGGGGGAAGGGCCCCAGAACUAGAACAGGAUGUGCUUAACAGCGCCUUCUACAGACCACGCGAAAAUGGGCCCAGCAAGACUUGCACUUAGUUGAGCUGACAGCAACAUGGCGAAGGAUUAAGUGAGUCUAAAGAGAGAUUUUCAUUAAGAAAGUCACUUCAACGUUUGGAAAGUUCCUUUUUACUCUUUCCAAACUAUUCACCCUCAAACUUUGGUUGCUGAUCAGUCAUCUUGGUGCACAUCCUUAGGUCAUAGGUUCCCUUUCUCAAGAAUCCUUUCACCUUAAGGUUGAAAUGUGUCGACUUCUCUUUCCUAGGCCAGGUGGUAAAGGGAGUUGUUUAAAACCUGCAAGUAAUGGGCUUGAAGUAACACUGGUCAGUCCAAAUCUCUCCAACUCUUUUGAGAGUGAAAAGUCAUUCUUGAAAGGUUUUGGGGGGGGUGAUUUUCAUAGCCUUUAGAGAUGGGUGUCAUGAUUUGCAAGGCUUUGUUGGUAAACAUCAGGUCCCUAUUGAGUUCUUCAUUGUCCAACUUAGUAGAGUUGAUUGCAAAUUUUUGUUGCCUUCCAACUUCAGCCUUCCAGCAGUACAUUAUCUCAGAAGCCAACUGCCUUUGCAAGUGUUGACACCAGUCUUAGUGCACACCCACUUUCUUAGGGUGUGUGGAUUUCUGUAGAUUUUACUCCUGUUGUUAUUUCCAUAGGUGUGAGAUGCACAGUAUGAAACCUAGGCCCCAACUUUUAUGCCGUGAUGCACAGGGUUGCACUUUUUGUACUGAACUGAUAGGUGGCCUAGUGGUUAUUCCCUGUACUGCCAUUUUUGAGGAUCUGAACUCCGUUCCCGCUUUGCUCUUUGGACUACAUUGUCAAUUCACACCGAAACUAUGUUCCAACUUCCUGUCAACAAUCUUGGCAGUUUAAGAAAAGCCCGGAAAACUGUGAAAAAAAUACUUAGUGACAUUGGGUUGGAAUACUGUAAAGAACAUAUAGAAGAUUUUAAACAGUUUGAACCUAAUGACUUUUAUUUGAAAAACACUACAUGGGAGGAUGUAGGACUGUGGGACCCUUCACUUACAAAAAAUCAGGACUAUCGGACAAAACCUUUUUGCUGCAGUGCUUGUCCGUUUUCCUCAAAAUUCUUCUCUGCCUACAAAAGUCAUUUCCGGAAUGUUCAUAGUGAAGACUUUGAAAAUAGGAUUCUCCUUAAUUGCCCUUACUGUACCUUCAAUGCAGAUAAAAAGACUUUGGAAACACACAUUAAAAUAUUUCAUGCUCCAAACUCCAGCGCACCGAGUAGCAGCCUCAGCACUUUCAAAGAUAAAAACAAAAACGAUGGCCUUAAACCUAAGCAGGCUGACAGUGUAGAGCAAGCCGUGUAUUACUGCAAGAAGUGCACUUACCGAGACCCUCUAUAUGAGAUUGUCAGGAAGCACAUCUACAGGGAACAUUUUCAGCAUGUAGCAGCACCGUACAUAGCAAAGGCAGGAGAAAAAUCACUCAAUGGUGCUGUCCCCCUGGGUGCAAAUGCCCGAGAAGAGUGUAACAUCCACUGCAAGCGAUGCCUUUUCAUGCCCAAGUCCUAUGAAGCUUUGGUACAGCAUGUCAUUGAGGACCAUGAACGGAUAGGCUAUCAGGUCACUGCCAUGAUUGGGCACACAAAUGUUGUAGUUCCCCGGGCCAAACCCUUGAUGCUGAUUGCUCCCAAACCUCAAGAGAAAAAGGGCAUGGGACUACCACCAAGAAUCAGUUCCCUUGCUUCUGGAAAUGUCCGGUCUUUGCCAUCACAGCAGAUGGUGAAUCGAUUGUCAAUACCAAAGCCUAACUUAAACUCAGCAGGAGUUAAUAUGAUGUCCAAUGUUCAUCUGCAGCAAAACAACUAUGGAGUCAAAUCUGUAGGCCAGAGCUAUGGUGUUGGCCAGUCAGUUAGACUGGGUCUAGGUGGCAAUGCUCCAGUUUCCAUCCCUCAGCAGUCUCAGUCUGUGAAACAGUUACUUCCAAGUGGAAAUGGGAGGUCGUAUGGGCUUGGUGCUGAGCAGAGGCCCCCAGCAGCGGCCAGGUACUCCUUGCAGACUGCCAGUACCACCUCUCUACCCCCGGGCCAGGUGAAGUCUCCCUCUGUGUCUCAGUCACAGGCUUCUAGAGUAUUAGGUCAAUCCGGUUCUAAACCUCCACCAGCAGCCACAGGCCCUCCUCCAAGCAACCAUUGUGCUACUCAGAAGUGGAAAAUAUGUACAAUCUGUAACGAGCUUUUUCCUGAGAAUGUCUAUAGUGUUCACUUUGAAAAGGAACAUAAAGCUGAGAAAGUCCCAGCAGUAGCUAACUACAUUAUGAAAAUACACAAUUUUACUAGCAAAUGCCUCUAUUGUAAUCGCUAUUUGCCCACAGAUACCCUGCUCAACCAUAUGUUAAUUCAUGGUCUGUCUUGUCCAUAUUGCCGCUCAACCUUCAAUGAUGUGGAAAAGAUGGCAGCACACAUGCGAAUGGUUCACAUUGAUGAAGAGAUGGGACCUAAAACCGAUUCUACUUUGAGCUUUGAUUUGACAUUGCAACAGGGGAGUCACACCAACAUCCAUCUCUUGGUGACCACAUACAACCUGAGGGAUGCCCCAGCCGAAUCAGUUGCUUACCAUGCCCAAAAUAAUGCCCCGGUUCCUCCAAAGCCACAGCCAAAAGUUCAGGAAAAAGCAGAUGUCCCUGUUAAAAGUUCACCUCAAGCUGCAGUGCCCUAUAAAAAAGAUGUUGGGAAAACCCUUUGCCCUCUUUGCUUUUCAAUCCUAAAAGGACCCAUAUCUGAUGCACUUGCACAUCAUUUACGAGAAAGACACCAAGUUAUUCAGACAGUUCAUCCAGUUGAGAAAAAGCUAACCUACAAAUGUAUCCAUUGCCUUGGUGUGUAUACUAGCAACAUGACAGCCUCAACCAUCACUCUGCAUCUAGUCCACUGCAGGGGUGUUGGAAAAACCCAGAAUGGCCAGGACAAAACAAACGCACCUUCUCGGCUCAAUCAGUCUCCAGGCCUGGCUCCUGUGAAGCGCACCUAUGAACAGGUGGAGUUUCCUCUGCUAAAAAAGCGAAAGCUGGAGGAUGACAGUGAUUCUCCCAGCUGCUUUGAAGAGAAGCCUGAAGAGCCUGUUGUUUUAGCUUUAGACCCCAAGGGUCAUGAAGAUGAUUCUUACGAAGCUAGGAAAAGCUUCCUCACAAAAUACUUCAACAAACAGCCCUAUCCCUCCAGGAGAGAAAUUGAGAAGUUAGCCGCCAGUCUAUGGCUGUGGAAGAGUGACAUUGCUUCCCACUUCAGUAACAAGAGAAAGAAGUGUGUUCGUGACUGUGAGAAGUACAAGCCCGGUGUGCUGCUAGGCUUUAACAUGAAAGAAUUAAAUAAAGUCAAACACGAGAUGGACUUUGAUGCUGAGUGGCUGUUUGAAAAUCAUGACGAGAAGGACUCAAGAGUCAAUGCUAGUAAGACUGCUGACAAAAAGCUUAGCCUUGGGAAGGAAGACGACAGCUUCUCAGAUAGUUUUGAGCAUUUAGAAGAAGAAUCCAAUGGAAGCCACAGCCCUUUUGACCCUGUCUUUGAAGUUGAGCCUAAAAUUCCUAGUGAUAAUCCAGAGGAGCAUGUACCGAAGGUCAUUCCUGAGGAUGCUUUGGAAUCUGAGAAGCUAGACCAAAAAGAGGAGGAGGAUGGUUCAAAAUAUGAAACUAUCCAUUUGACUGAGGAGCCAACUAAACUAAUGCAUGAUGCCUCUGACAGUGAGGUAGACCAAGAUGAUGUAGUUGAGUGGAAAGAUGGUGCUUCACCAUCUGAGAGUGGACCUGGUUCCCAACAGAUCUCUGACUUUGAGGAUAACACAUGUGAGAUGAAACCAGGAACCUGGUCUGAUGAGUCUUCCCAGAGUGAAGAUGCAAGGAGCAGUAAGCCAGCUGCCAAAAAAAAGGCUACGGUGCAAGAUGACACAGAGCAGUUGAAAUGGAAGAAUAGUUCCUAUGGAAAAGUUGAAGGGUUUUGGUCCAAGGACCAGUCACAGUGGGAAAAUGCAUCUGAGAAUGCAGAGCGCUUACCAAACCCACAGAUUGAGUGGCAGAAUAGCACAAUUGACAGUGAGGAUGGGGAGCAGUUUGACAGCAUGACUGACGGAGUUGCUGAUCCCAUGCAUGGCAGCUUAACUGGAGUAAAACUGAGCAGCCAGCAAGCCUGAGGGGCCUGGCACACCCCAGCACAUGGGCCAAGUUGCAUCUUGGACCUCUGUUUUGAUUGCAGAGCUGUCUUUUAACUGGCACUGCCUUGCAAGGACUGGUCGGUCAGGCUGUUGGGGACAUAUGACCUCUACAGUCCCAAUGGUUAUUUCUAUGUCUAUGACAUGUGAUUGGUUGAUCUUGCUUCAGACCCUUCUCUGGUAGAUUCAGUAAUGAAGUGUGAAAAACCAAUAAGCUGGCGGCUCAUGAAUGCCACAGGGAAAAGCAGUUCAUUGUUUGCUUUUCCAGCAUUUCUUUCCCUUGGUAAGAUGUUUGGUUGACUGUCCUGGGAAAGCCUUACCCUGAUCACAUAGUAGUGCAGGGCGGGCAUACAUGCUACCAGUCCAGUGUGUCUAGUAGACUUGGGAACAUGGACCUUUUUUCAUGUAUUCAUUCUGAAUAGUUGAAAUGUAUAUUUGUACAGUCUUUUAGACCUCAAGUGAUGCUUAUGACACUGUUACUGUGUGCCCGUCAUAGAUUGGUUUUUAGUGUUGCCCUUGCUGUGUGAUAAAUGCUAUAUCUAGUUUACCUAGCAGAAGCUUGACCCUGCGAUAGUAUGGACCUUUGGACAGACUUAGUUUUUGCACAUAACCUUGUACAAUCUUGCAACAGAGGCCAGCCACAUAAGAUAUAUAUCUGGACUCUCCUGUAUUAUAGGAUUUUUUUUCUUGUUCUGAGUAUCCUUGACAUUACAGUUGUCAAAACUGAUAUUUCAGAUCUCUUUCUGAGACCUUUUAAGCUAAAAUAACAUGCAAGAAUUGAUUUUACAGCUACUAAUUUUGACACCUUUUAGAUCUGUAAGAGUGUUGUGUCAGAGCAGCAAGCACGGUUUGAGUGCUACAUUUGGGAUAUUUAGUUUCCUCUUUAGUUGAGCACCGCUGGGUGUAUUCAUUUAUACCAUCUAAUAUAUGACACACUGUUGUAGUAUGUAUGAUUUUGUGGUCUUUAUUUCCCUUUGUAUUCAUUUUAAGCAUCUAAAUAAAUUGCUGUAUUGUGCUUAAUGUAAAUAUUUGCUUUUAUUACACAAGACAGCCCUGUGUGUCCAUUACAUCUUAUGCUGUUUGAUGCCCCAGCACCCUGAGUAGAGAUGGAAGCCACGCUUAUGAAGAAAACUUGUGGGAAACCACGAUCUGUCAUUUGCCUAAAGUAUGCUCUCUCUCCAGGUGCCAGCUAUAAAUUGUUUUCAUGUGUGUAUAUGUUUCCUUUUGCUGCAAAAGUAAACAUCCUUGAGGUUUUCUGUUCCCCUUUGAUAAGGAGCAAAACUUGGGUCUAUGUAAAUGUUGAUGGUGACAGAUAGAAGUAUGUUGGCCCCCGGUGGUCUUUCUUCCCAACAUACCGUUCAUUCCCGCCUUAUGGCAACAGUUGUACCAAACAGGCAACUGCUUUGCCUCGAGUCCUUUGGCCAUUUUGCUCUGAAAAGAAAGACUGGAGAGCACACGUUUGGGGGCACUGGCACCAAAGGAGCUGGUAGAUUUACUGCGCAGGGAAUUCCAAGACCAGGCUAAAUUCAGAAUGCAGUAAAGAGGCAGAAGUGGCCUAGCAUUUAGCUUAGAACUUUUCUCCAUACUGGGGUAGGGUAGGUCAGCCAUCUCUCAGCAACAUCUCCUUAGAGAAUUCAGGCUACCUUCCAGGACUCCUGAACCUCUUUCCAAGAAAAGCUUUUAGUAGCAGAAAUGUACAAUUCUAGCAUGAGCUUUCUGAAAUCAGUCUUGCCAGGAUACAUUAUGAAUGUGUGCAACAACUAUGGUUCAGAGAGUAGUAUCUUCAUCACUACAUGCUACAGACACCCAAUCAGAAACACCAGCUGGUAUUUAAGCCACCUCCCACUUCUGGGAAUUUAGCAUAAGAUGUGCAAGGAACACUAAUAAAAUGGUUGCAGGUAGCAUGGAAAUGAGGUUGGUCUUGCCCUGUCUGAACAUCACAGCUGAGUUCUGGUGCUGCCUUGCCAAGUGGAUGGAUGGGUGUGAGACCUCCAGCACCAAAAAGGGUUUAGCCACCGCAAUGGAAAUGGGUUCCCAAAUGGAAACUCUAAUGCCGAAGCUCUGAAUGUGUCUCAAUAAAAGCCAUUUUGAAAGAA
Messenger RNA from Myodes glareolus (Bank vole), 7094 nucleotides. The record is from RefSeq and is a predicted model, not a curated record. NCBI's taxonomy places the organism in Eukaryota, Metazoa, Chordata, Mammalia, Rodentia, Cricetidae.